GCCGGGGGGAGGACGGCGCUGAAGCGGGGCCCCGGGCUUGGGGCACUGAGGCUGAGCUGUCGGAGCCGAGCCCCGGGCCGGGCUGCCCUACGUGGAGGAGAUGGCGGCGGCCGCGGAGGAAGGGAUGGAGCCCCGGGCUCUCCAGUACGAGCAGACCCUGAUGUAUGGCCGGUACACCCAGGACCUCAGUGCCUUUGCCAAGGAGGAGGCUGCCCGGAUCCGGCUGGGGGGCGCCGAGCCCUGGAAGGGGCCUCCUUCUCCCCGGGCGCCCCCCGAGCUCCUGGAGUACGGACAAAGCCGCUGUGCCCGAUGCCGCAUCUGCUCUGUCCGCUGUCAUAAGUUCCUGAUCUCGAGGGUUGGUGAAGACUGGAUCUUCCUGGUGUUGCUGGGGCUGCUCAUGGCGCUGGUCAGCUGGGCCAUGGACUAUGCUAUUGCUGCCUGUCUGCAGGCCCAGCAGUGGAUGUCCCGGGGCUUGGACACCAGCCUCCUGCUGCAGUAUCUGGCCUGGGUCACCUACCCCGUGGUCCUCAUCACCUUCUCGGCCGGAUUCACCCAGAUCCUGGCCCCCCAAGCCGUCGGCUCUGGGAUCCCAGAGAUGAAGACCAUUCUCCGGGGCGUCGUGCUGAAGGAGUACCUCACGCUCAAAACCCUCGUGGCCAAGGUCAUCGGGCUGACCUGCGCCCUGGGAAGCGGCAUGCCCCUGGGCAAGGAGGGCCCCUUUGUGCACAUCGCCAGCAUGUGUGCGGCGCUCCUCAGCAAGUUCCUCUCCCUCUUUGGGGGCAUCUACGAGAAUGAGUCGAGGAACACGGAGAUGCUGGCAGCCGCCUGUGCUGUGGGCGUUGGCUGCUGCUUUGCUGCUCCCAUCGGAGGAGUCCUGUUCAGCAUUGAGGUCACCUCCACCUUCUUCGCCGUCCGUAACUACUGGCGGGGCUUCUUUGCCGCCACCUUCAGCGCCUUCAUUUUCCGGGUUCUGGCGGUCUGGAAUCGGGAUGAAGAGACCAUCACCGCCCUCUUCAAAACGCGGUUCCGCCUUGACUUCCCUUUUGACCUACAGGAGCUGCCGGCCUUCGCCGUCAUCGGAAUUGCAAGCGGCUUUGGGGGGGCCUUGUUUGUCUACCUGAACCGCAAGAUCGUCCAGGUGAUGCGGAAGCAAAAAACCAUCAACCGCUUCCUGAUGAAGAAGCGCCUGCUCUUCCCAGCGCUGGUGACCCUGCUCAUCUCCACCCUGACCUUCCCGCCUGGCUUUGGCCAGUUCAUGGCUGGACAGCUCUCCCAGAAGGAGACUCUGGUCACUCUGUUCGACAACCGGACCUGGGUGCGCCAGGGUAUCGUGGAGGACCUGGAGAUGCCCAGCACUUCCCAGGCCUGGAGCCCCCCGCGCGCCAACGUCUUCCUCACCCUCGUCAUCUUCAUCCUCAUGAAGUUCUGGAUGUCGGCUCUGGCCACCACCAUCCCUGUGCCCUGUGGAGCCUUCAUGCCGGUCUUUGUGAUUGGAGCAGCGUUCGGGCGCCUGGUCGGGGAGAGCAUGGCUGCGUGGUUCCCUGACGGGAUCCACACGGACGGCAGCACCUAUCGGAUAGUGCCCGGGGGCUACGCUGUGGUCGGUGAGGACGCCCCCAGAACCCAGCCUCCCUGGGACCGCUUCUCUCGGGAUUCUGGGCCCAGGCUCCGGCUCUCAGGCUCUCGGGCUCUGCUGCCACCUGCUGGCGGAAAAAGGCCUUUCUCCCUCUUUACCAUCUGCAGUGGCCACCUGUGUGGCCGUCUCAGUGACGUGUGUGGGGGUGGGAAUGGGCCGGCUGGGGGCUCUCCCCGGGACACGUGGGUGCUCUUCCCGCCCUCCCUCUGCAGCAUCAUCCGCCGAAGCGCCCCCUGCCGGCAGGUGGGGCCGACACCGCAGUACCGGGUUCGGGUCGAGGACAUCAUGGUGCGGGACGUACCCCACAUCGCCCUCAACAGCACCUUCCGGGACCUUCGGAUGGCAUUACACCGCACCAAGGGCCGGACCCUGGCGCUCGUGGAGUCCCCAGAGUCCAUGAUCCUGCUGGGAUCCAUGGAGCGCUCCCAGGUGGUGGCCCUGCUCAGCGCCCAGCUCAGCCCUGCCCGGCGCAGGCAGUACCAGCGGGAACAGAGGGCCGCCCAGGUCUCUCCGCCGCCAGAACAGGAGGACCCCCACGGGCCGGAGGCCGGCGUCCGGUUCCAGGUGAGCGGCGAGGAAUCGGGACUCCCGCCCGCCCGGGGGCAGCCGCGGAAGCCGCUGAAGCCGGCCCUCAAACGGGGGCCCAGUCCUGGGGUAGAAAGCGCCCCGGGGGUCCACGAGCCGGCGGGCAUCGCCCUCAGGAGCCUCUUCUGCGCCAGCCCCCCGGCAGAGGGGGGCUCGGAGCUGGAAAAGCCGGAAGCGGGCGACAAGCGCAAGCUGAAGAGGGUGCGCAUCUCCGUGGCGGUAAGUGCGGCCCCCCUCCCCCCCUCCGGGUCCCCCAGCCCCGGGCCGGCGGCCGGGCCCCGCCCACCUCUCCCGCUUCUCUUCCAGAGCGACCCACCUGGACCGGGAGAGAGGCCGAGGGAGGCCGGGGCCGGGGCGGAUCGACCGGCCCUUUUGUUGGUGGAGAGGACGUCCCUGCACAAGACUCACACCAUCUUCUCGCUGCUGGGAGUGGACCACGCUUACGUCACCAGCAUCGGCCGGCUCAUCGGCAUCGUCACGCUUAAGGAGCUUCGGAAAGCCAUCGAGGGAUCUGUCACAGCCCAGGGUGUCAAAGUCAGGCCGCCGCUGGCCAGCUUCCGAGACAGCGCCACCAGCAGCAGUGACACGGAGACUACAGAGGUGCACUCCCUGUGGGGCCGGCGCCCCCGCCACAGCCCACCCCAUGAGGGCAGCCCCUCGGACAGCGACGACAAGUGCCAGUGAGGGCGGCGCGACGCCCACGUCCCCUUGGACGGGAGCCACAGCCUCUUCCGGGAGAUCUGGAACCAAGCAGGCACCAGCCCUCCCCUCCGGACUGGGGCUGCCAGCUGCACCCAGGGUAUCUCCCCCUGGGGAGGCUUACGAGCGGGCGGCUGCUGGACUUUCGGGGGCAGAGGAGGGACCAGGGCUGCCCAGCUGCGGCCCCUCUCCUGGAGAACAGGACCGGAAGGGGGGACGCCCCUCCUGGAACCUCCAGGGACCAGAUGUACAUAGAGAUUUACAAAGAUUUUUAUAUUAAUUUAAUAAAACAGAUUCUUAAAUAGAACA
This is a messenger RNA of Sarcophilus harrisii (Tasmanian devil), 3229 nucleotides long. RefSeq names its product chloride voltage-gated channel 2 (gene CLCN2). The transcript is spliced from 24 exons. Gene Ontology annotation, biological process: chloride transport; transmembrane transport. Bases 101 to 2905 code for a protein of 934 amino acids. The record is from RefSeq and is a predicted model, not a curated record. Gene Ontology annotation, cellular component: membrane. NCBI's taxonomy places the organism in Eukaryota, Metazoa, Chordata, Mammalia, Dasyuromorphia, Dasyuridae. Gene Ontology annotation, molecular function: voltage-gated chloride channel activity.